UCAUGGUUAGAAAGGUGAGGGGCAUAACAAUGUCUGAGCUCAGUGUUUAAUUACAAACUAGACUUAACAACAUUAAAGCAACUUUCUGUCAUCUGACGGUUUCAGAAAGGCGGAAGAAACCAAACUGAAGUGUUGAGUUGGACCGCUAAUCUUGUGUAUAUCCAUGUUGUUUACAGAACCCACGUUGUUCUGAUUUUUUUUUUCUUUGUUGACGAUUUCUGCGUAAUGUUUUCAUCGAUGUCUUGCGGCGUUAUGACGCUUGUCAAGUGUGAAAGGAGAAUUUUUCACCAGUGAAAUGGGAUUAACCGGCGUUAUUACGUGGGACUGGACGUCUGCUUCAACGGGAUAUUCAGCCUCUUGAAUCUGCUCUGGUACUUUAUAUUGAGCGAAAGGUUUUAUAUUUAUAAUACCCAUGGAGUCUGUUGGGAAGUUUGAGUUCAACAGGAAAGACUUGAUUGGCCACGGUGCGUUUGCGGUUGUGUUCAAAGGCAGACAUAAAGAGAAACGUGAUUGGGAGGUUGCUGUAAAAUGUAUAAACAAAAAAAACCUUGCCAAGUCAAAAUCUUUGCUUGGAAAAGAAAUCAAAAUAUUAAAGGAACUCAAAAAUGAGAAUAUUGUCAGACUACUGGACUAUCAGGAAAUGGGGGGAUGUGUGUAUCUUGUUAUGGAGUACUGCAAUGGAGGUGACCUGGCAGAGUAUCUUCACUCAAAGGGGACGCUGAGUGAGGACACCAUCCGUGUUUUCCUGCAGCAGAUCGCUCAGGCCAUGAAAGUCCUUCAGGGCAAAGGAAUCCUCCACAGAGACCUAAAACCCCAGAAUAUUUUACUCUGCCACUCAGAGGGGCGAAGGUCCAAUUCCAUAAGUACAAGCAUCAAGAUAGCUGAUUUUGGCUUUGCGCGUCAUCUACAGACAAACACUAUGGCAGCCACAUUAUGUGGCUCUCCCAUGUACAUGGCUCCCGAGGUCAUCAUGUCCCAAAACUAUGAUGCCAAGGCCGAUCUGUGGAGCAUAGGUACUAUCGUGUACCAGUGUCUGACAGGAAAGGCACCAUUUCAUGCAAGUACACCACAGGAGCUCCGUCUCUUCUACGAAAGCAACACAAGCCUGUUACCCAGCAUCCCAAAGGAGACUUCUGCUAACCUAAGACACCUACUGCUGGGAUUGCUGCAGAGAAAUCACAAAGAUCGGAUCAGCUUUGAUGAGUUCUUCCACCAUCCUUUCUUGGAGGCGAGUUUGCCUACAAAAAAAUCCUCGCCUGUUCCAAUGUGCUCCUACCCCAGCUCUGGCUCAGGCAGCUCUUCCAGCAGCUCUUCCACAUCCCAGCUGGCCUCACCUCAACAUUCCGAUGGAGAGAUGCAUCAACUUCAGCCCAAAGUGCUUUCCCCACCCAUCCAGGAUACUGCCGGCUUCCUGCAGAAAGAAAAACCCACACAAGAUGGUAGAAACACAUCAUCAGAGACAGAAGAUUAUGUGAUGGUGCCAGUUCAGUUCCCCGAUGAGCACUCGUGUGAGCUGCAGGCUGGGUCACAUGCUGAUAGUUGCUUGGUAUACAGUGGAAGCUCACAGCUAGUGGAGAGAAUCUCUGGAGCCACAGAAAAGACCCUGACUCUGUUGCAUUCUCCAUCAAAGCCUUUUAGCCAUCCUGCUAAACUAAAUGGCCGUAUUUGCAGUCCAUCCGCGCCCAUUCCUGUCCCGACACAGAUCCAGAACUAUCAGCGUAUGGAACAGAACCUGCAGCCCGCUGGCUCCCAUGGCUCCAUAAGGGCUGUGCUAUGCUGUGCUGGCAGCAACACUGUGAAGCCCCUACAUUGUGGAGGUUUUAGGGCUCCAGGUCCAGACGUCGCCUGUAACUGCUCAAAUCAGGCAAAUGGAGGAAGCCAACCACAACAGUCCUCUCCAUUAGUUGGACAGACUCCAAAGACCACAGAGCAGACUCUCCCUCUCAGCACAAGAACUGGACCGCUCAUGGCCUCUCCUGCACAGGUCAUCCCCGGUUCUAAGCAGCCGGUUCAACCCAGAAAGCCAAACCGAACUCGGACUGUCCCAAACCUGCACUCCCUUGACCCACCUCCUGUUUCCCAGACAAACAUCAGUCGGAAGACAGCCAACAAAAAGGGCCCUUUCAAAAGGUCACUCAGCGCUGGCAGGCUAUCUGACAUGUUACUGAAGGCUGCAUUUGGAGCAAAUCUCCUUGAAGAGGGAAAUGACGAGAACUUCUGCUGUGAGAAAAGCAUGGAUACAACAGCUCCAUCUACUGGGUAUCAGAAAGUGUUUCAUCUCUCAGACAGUCCACCGCCUGCUGUGUUCACCAUGGGGUCUCCAACCCAAGGAAACAGCCCUCCUGAUGCUCUGAUAUCGAGGAUGUUGUUAGGCUCUCCUAGCUGGCAGCUCAGCAGUCGCCCUUUUCAGCGAGGAAGCAGACGAAACAGCGAGUGUGAACCCAUGGAUGCUAUUCCACUGAUAUUUCACCCUCCAGAGCUCCCAGAAGAUACACUGAUGGAGGAGGCACAUACAGAUUCUCUCAGUGACCUACGUUUCACCAUGGCUUUUGUUCACUGUGUCAUGGAGCUGGCCUCCUCAAAGGAUCCAGGGCUGGAUGCCAUCAGCAGUCCUGAUGUUUCUUUUCUAGAGCAAAGCUUGGUAACAGAUCAGAUCAGCCUUCUGAGUAGAGAGUGGAGCUAUGCAGAGCAGUUGAUGUUGUACAUGAAAGCUGAGGAGUUUCUGUCAUCAGCACUGCACGCCGCAAAGGAAAAUAUUAAACGAGGCCAACUUCUACCCUCUUCUACUGUCAAACAAGUGAUCAGAAAGCUCAACGACAUGUAUAAGAACUGUGUGACAUACUGUCGCUCCCUGAACAAUCGGCUGCAGGCCUUCUUGCUUGACAAACAGAAACUUAUGGACCGCUUUAAUGGCCUCACAGCAGAAAAGCUCAUUUACAGCCACACUGUGCAAAUGGUACAGUCUGCUGCUUUGGAUGAGAUGUUCCACUAUGGUGCAGCAUCAGUCCAGCGCUACAAUAAAGCCCUUCUGCUGUUAGAGGGUCUUUCCCGAACCCUGACAGAACAAAAGGACAUCAACAGCAUUGAUAAAUGUAAGCACUCCCUAUUGUCUUAAAGCAUAGUAACAGUCACGCAAUGCACCAUGGAAGUGGAUCACAGAAUAUGCAACGACAGCUCCAAAAAUCCAAGUCUGUCAGUGGGUCAGAAGCAGAGGAACAACAACAACAGCCGCCAACUUUGGCAGUUACACAGCAACAAGCUACAGUUAGCCACCCUCAAUCUCCUGUGACCACUUUUUCUUCUGCAGCCAGCCCUUCAGCCCCCCAGUCACCCAAUUAUCAGAUAAUCAUGAGUCGAAGCCCAGUGACAGGCCAAAACGUGAACAUCACAUUACAAAAUGUGGGACAGAUGGUGACUGCUAACCAGCAGAUUACUUUAACUCCACUCCCCAUUCAGAACCCUGCGUCCCCUGGCUUUCAGCAUACUACAUCUCAGUGGAGGUUCGAGCAUGCCCCAUCCUCUUACAUUCAGGUCACCUCACCUGUGCCCCAGCCCAUUCAACCCCAAAGUCCCACCCAGCAUAGCCCGGCCCCUCUGCAAGGUGUUACAAGGCCUGGGGCUCCCACAGCUGCACUGGGUGUAUGUGGGCAGAGUCCAACACGAUUUGUUGAAGCUGGCAUGUUGGUGCGACAAAUCAGUUUAGGCAGCCCGUCAGGAGGAGGCCACUUUGUUUAUCAGGAUGGAACAGGCCUUGCCCAGAUUGCACCUGCUGCAUCUGGACAGGUGCAACUAGCAUCACCAGGAGCACCGGGCUCUGUGCGGGAACGUCGGCUCUCUCAGCCUCAUUCUCAGACUGGAGGCACCAUUCACCACCUGGGACCUCAAAGUCCUGUAGCCACAGGUGCCACCCUCCCCACUCUGGGCAGCCCUGGUCACAUUACCACUUCCAACCUACCUCCACAGAUCAGCAGUAUCAUCCAAGGGCAGCUGUCUCGCCCUAUGAUAUUUGAGAAGACGGCACAAGGUGUGGUUGCAGGAGUAGGAACCACAGCUACAGCCUCAUUCAGCGUACCUUCCUCUAUUCCAGUUUCAAGUCCAUCCCUCACAAGUCCAUCCCAAGGGAUUCCCAACAAUCCUCUUGCACCCACAAGCAUGAGUGUAGGCACGGUGAAAAAACAGGUUCCCAAGAAGUUAGAGGAAAUUGCUCCUUCUACUCCAGAGAUUGCUCAGCUGAGAAAACAAUGCUUGGAGCACCAUACCAAGAAGAUGGACAGUCUCAAAGAAGUAUUCAAAGAAUAUCUGAUUGAACUCUUCUUUCUGCAACAUCUGCAAGGGAACAUGAUGGACUAUCUGGCAUUCAAGAAGAAACCUUGUGCUCCCCUUUAUACAUACUUGAGACAAAGUGACUUGGACCUUGAGGAUGAAGAAGAAGAAGAGGAGCAGUCAGAGGUCAUUAAUGAUGAGGUGAAAGUUGUUACUGGGAAGGACGGCCAAGCGGUGACGCCAGUUGCCAUAGCAACACAGCUUCCUCCCAAUGUUUCUGCGGCUUUCUCUACCCAGCAGCAGUUUCAGGGGCACCAAGGGGCUUCUUCGGGCACCAUUGCAAACUCUGGAGAUAUGGAUGCCUUUAAGAGGCAACAGGCUAUGGUGCAAGCAGGCGGCAUGCCCCCUACUCCUCAAGCGGUCCAGAUUGCAGGCCAGAAGCAGAACCAGCAACAGUACGACCCAUCCAAAGGACCACCAGUACAGAAUGCUGCCAGCCUGCACACCCCUCCUCCUCAGCUACCUGGAAGGUUGCCUCAAGGAACUCUGGCUUUGGCUGGCCUGACCAUGCAGAUCCCUCAACAGACACAGUUAGUGGAAAAUUCAGCUCAAUCUGGUGGUCAGCUCCAGGCACAGAUGAAAGUGCAAGCAAGUGGGAAUGUCCUGGCCACAGUGAACCCCCACACACAGCUUCAGGCCCAGCUGCAGCAGCAACCUGGUAUUCAUUUCCAGUUGCAGACCCAGCAACAACAGUCCCAAGCCAUUCUACAGCCAGGACAAGCGACCGUGGCACUUGCUCGUCCUGGCACUGAGUCAAACCAACCAGUUCCGAGGAUUAUGACCAACUCAAUAUCAAUUACAUCUGUGUCUCCUGCUACCCUUUCUGCUCCAAACGCUACAUCAGCUUCACAUGCUGCAAGUUCCCUUCGUCCUGUGAACUCUAAUAUCAACCCAAGCACCCAGUCUAAACUGACUGGAACCAAUGGCAUAUCAGCGGUGAAAAUAAGUGGCUUUGCUCAGAACACGAGCAUGCAGACCUCUCAGGAAACAACUCAAGAUAAGCAAGUCGAGCAGGCCAAACUGGAGGGCCAGGUGCAUCAGCGCAUUUCGGAGCUAAGGAAAGAGGGUCAGUGGUCGGACAGUCGACUCCCCAAGCUUGUGGAGGCUUCACGUCCAAAGUCCCACUGGGACUACCUCCUGGAAGAGAUGCAGUGGAUGGCAGCUGAUUUUGCGCAGGAGAGAAGAUGGAAGGAGGCCGCUGCAAAGAAGCUUGUUCGUACAUGUGCCCGUUACCAUCAGGAGCAGAAGAAAAGUGAGGAAAGAUCACAGAAAGAAAGAGAAAUCUAUCUGCGUCACAUUGCCAGCACAAUGGCCAGAGAGGUGGAAUUCUUCUGGUCUAACAUAGAACAGGUUGUUGAAGUAAAACUUCAGUUUGAAAUUUAUCAGAAAAAACUUAAAGCGCUGGGGUUACAAAAACUCAAAGCAUCUGGUCUGUCAGCUGGAGAAAAAGGCGAAAAAGUGGAGGCGUCCACUUCUGCUAAAAAAAGAAAAUUGAGUUCAUCCUUGAUGGCUGAUGAAGACGUCACAGAUGAAGAGAGCACCAUAGAGGAACAGGAGGUCACAGAAGUGGAGGAAGACCACAAAGCAGAAUUGGUUGAUCUAGCCAAAGAUGCUGAAAUGCCUCUAGAUGCUUUGAUGAAACAGUAUGCGGGCGCCUAUGCUGAUGACUUUGAGUGGCCUCAACCUAGUCCUCAGAGUGUAAAGAGUGAGAUGGAAGAGACUGAAGAAAUGGAGUGUCCAGCAGGUAGUCCACCUGAGGCGGUUUUGAUUGACUCUCUGCUUAGUGUGGACCAGUAUCGUGGUUCUGACAAAUCUUAUGAAUCUGAUGGGAAGGCUGGCAGAGAUAUAGCUGAAGUGGCAGCUGCCACAGAGCUCAUUCUGCCUAAAGGAAGCCUCAGAACCACUUCAUCAACACGGAGCCCAGCGCCACUUCUUCUGCAUGGACUGCUGCGGGAAUAUCAGCAAAUUGGUGUGGACUGGCUGAUAAACCUUUACAAGAAACACCUCAAUGGAAUCUUAGCUGAUGAGACCGGACUGGGCAAGACGGUACAAACCGUAGCAUACAUGGCCCACUUAGCAGGCCAAGAGGGCAUCUGGGGUCCCCAUCUUAUUGUUGUGAGGACCUGCAAGUUGUUGAGCUGGGAAAUUGAGUUCAAGCGCUGGUGUCCUGGUCUUAAAAUUCUCCUGUACCUGGGCAACAGAAAGGAGCGAAGAUCCAAGAGAACGUGGUGGGAGGAAACAAACAGCUUCCAUGUGUGCUUGACAUCUUACAAGCUGCUGAUGAAAGACCAGAGCCAUUUUCUGAAGAGAGGUUGGAGACAUCUGGUCCUGGACGAAGUACAGCUCAUCAAAAACAUUACAGAGAAACACUGGGAAACUAUCUUUGCCCUAAAGAGUGAACAGAGGAUUCUCCUCAUCAACACCCCUCUGCAAAACACUCUUAAAGAGUUGUGGACGAUGAUUCACUUCCUGUUACCAGGAAUCACCCGGCCCUAUGCUGACUUUCCUGUGAAAGCAAGCACAGAUCAGAACCAGGACUACUGCCACAAACUAGUCAUACGCCUGCACAGGAUGAUCCAACCAUUCAUCUUGAGGCGGUCCAAAAGAGAUGUUGAGAAACAGCUUCCUAAAAAAUAUGAACACAUCCUAAAGUGCCGUCUGUCCAGCAGACAGAAGAGCCUCUAUGAAGAUAUCCUCACUCAAACAGGGGCUCAAGAGGCACUCAAGACGGGCCAUUUUGUCAGCGUGCUUCAGGUUCUGAUGCAGUUGCAGCGAGUGUGUAAUCAUCCUGAGUUAGUGGCACCCAGAGAGAUCAACAGCUCCUAUUUCUGCUCCCCUCUCCAAUACAACGUCCCAUCGCUGGUGCUUAAAGCUAUGGAGACGGACUCCAGCAAGACCUCAAACCUGUCUGUAUUUGAUCUUAUCAACAAUGAGAACAAACUGACUCGCUACCAGACUGAAGAGUCGGUGCCCAAACUGAAGAUCACUCAACAGCUCAUAGAGGAGAUCUACUCAGGUCCAGACCCCCCUCAGAGGCCGAAGCCAUGUCCCAUAAAGCCUGCAAGAUUGUUUCAGCCUGUGCAGUAUGGCACCAAGCCAGAGGGUCGAUUAACUGCCUUUGCAAAUGCAACAGCAGGUCAGCGUCCUCCAACCAGCACUCCCCCCAGUAGUACCACUUCUGCCACAGUUAGCCAGUUAGGCCCAACAAGAGGCAAGUCCCCUGUCUCCACUACUACAGCGACACCCACUUCUCUUGGUGGAGACGUGGUGAAGAUUGCUCAUCUGGCAAACAUAGCAGGCAGUCAAAAUCGGAUCUCCCAGCAGGAGACUCCUGUUACGCUACAAUUCCAGGGCAACAAGUUCACUUUGUCCCCCAGUCAGCUCCGCCAGCUCACCACUGGACAGCCCCUGCAGCUCCAAGGCCUCCACAUUGUGCCAGCUCCAGGGCAGCAGCUCAUAAGGCCCCAGGGGUCCAUGGUAAUGCAAACAAUGCCUCAAGCUGUUCCUGUUUCCAAUGCCUCUGCUACACCUGGCACACCUCACCCUGCCCUGUCAGCAGCUCAGCAAGCACUGAGUGUGACUUCUAAUGCCACAUCAUCCCCCAUAAGGACAGCUACUGCAGCUCAUGGGGCAUCACAGGAGGCCUCAGAGGAAAAGACUCAGCUGGUUAAGGAGCGUUUGAGCCGUUUGUUUGAAGCAAAUGAGCAACGCUGCAGUCGCAGAGUGCUGUAUGGCUCAGAUCUGCUGCAGGCAUGUACUCUGAGCCCGGAGCCUGGUCACUCUGCCCUGACCGCAGGUGGCUGGAGGUGGGUGGGCAGGGAGAGCUGCCUCAGAGCUCAGAAAACAUGUGUGGGAACCACUUGUACACUGCAGUCCUCGCUGCUCUCUGUCCAGGACAACCUGGAGGCUUCCAACAGCCUCAUAAAGAGGCUGACGUGUGUGGUGCCUCCAGCGGUAGCUCCACCUCCUCACUUGUAUACAGCCAAUCCUUCAGUCCCCUACCGCCUGGAGCAGAAGUGCUUUCAGCAGCGGCUGCAGGAGGCCUCUUCCCCCCACAGUGCUGACAUCCACUUUUUAACAUCCAGACAUCUCUUCAGUUAUCCUGACUUGCAGCUAAUGCAGAUGGACUCAGGUAAACUGGAAGCUCUUGCCAUUCUGCUGCAGAAACUUAGGUCAGAGAGUCGCCGGGUCCUCAUCUUUACUCAGAUGCUGAAGAUGUUGGACAUCCUCGAGGCCUUCCUGGAUUACAGGCAGCUCACUUAUGUGCGCAUUGAUGAAAGCCUCGCUUUUGAUGAAAGACAGGAGAACAUGAGGAGGUUUAACAGGAACCGGCAAGUGUUCUGCAGCAUCCUGACCAACCGCUGCUGCUCCGCACUCGGCACCAUGGUUGAUGCAGACACAAUCAUCUUUUACGAUACGGACCUCAAUCCAAGCAUGGACGCCCGCACCCAGGAGUGGUGUGAGAAAAUAGGACGCUCAAAGGACAUACACAUAUAUAGGCUGGAGAGUGGGAAUUCCAUUGAAGAAAAACUGCUGAAAAACGGCACCAAGGAUCUUAUAAGAGAGGUGGCUGCCCAGGGCACGGACUACACUUUGGCUUUUUUGACACAACGGACAAUCCAGGAUCUGUUUGAAGUUGAAGCGGGCUCAGGGGUGAAGGUGGAGGAGUUCGUGGUUCUUCACCAGGAGCCAUCAGCCUCUGAAACCAUUUCUCCCAAAGUGGCAAGACCCUACAUCCAGGCUCUUCACAGUAUCAACCUGGAGGCUCAGCCGGAGGAGGAGGAGGAGCAGCAGGAUGAGGAGUCUGCAGAGGAGUCAGAGAGCCAAACUAAAGAAGAGCCUGCCCAGAUCGAGGAGCUGAAUGCAGUCAUGGAACAGCUGACUCCUAUUGAAAGAUACGCCCUCCAUUAUCUUGAAUACCUCCAUGUGAGUGACGAUGAGGCAGCGCUUAAGGAGCAGUUGGAGUGUGCUAAGAGGGGCUGGGAGUUACAGCAGCUGCAGAAGCUGAAAGAUGAGGAGGAGGAGCACCAGAUGACGGUGGGAGAGGAAGACUUGUUCACCUACACCAGAGAGGAUGCUUACAACAUGGAGUAUGUCUUUGAUGCAGAGGAUGGUCAUACAGAGAUCAUGCCGCUCUGGACUCCACCCACACCUCCACAGGAUGAUAAUGACAUAUACAUUGAUUCAGUGAUGAUGCUGAUGUAUGACACCACGCCUAUGCCAGAGUCCAAGCUGCCCCCGAUCUAUAUCCGUAAGGAGCACAAGAGACUCAAGAUGGACCCUUCAGCUGCCAGAAAAAAGAAGAAGGGCCAUGGAGAGACAGUCAUACCUCCACGCUCGCUUUUCGAAAAGGCCAGCAUGCUCAAAGUUCGCCGUGAGGGCAAAGACCAGAAAAAGAACUUCUCGCUUAAGCAGCAGGCACCGUUUGCCAAGCCGCUACCUUCCCUGGUUAAACCUGCCAUGGAGGCAGGUCAGGACAAUCCGGAGUGGCUCAUCAGUGAGGACUGGGCUCUGCUUCAGGCUGUGAAGCAGCUGCUGGAGCUGCCUCUAAAUCUGACAAUCGUGUCCCCCGCCCACACGCCCAACUGGGAUCUGGUGAGCGACGUCGUGAACACCUGCAGCCGCAUCUACCGCUCGCCCAAACAGUGUCGCAACCGCUAUGAGAACGUCAUCAUCCCCAGAGAGGAGGGCAAGCUGGUGUACGAAGCCAACCCGAAGAAGAAAACCAAGAGCAUAUACAAGUCUAAGAACAGUCGUCCUCUGAGGACGUGUCAGAUCUACACACAGGACGACAACGCCUCUCAAGUUCAGCUGUACAACAGUCGCUUUGAACUUAUGAAAAUAAUUGCCAGCAAGAGAAGCCCCCCAAUCAAACCUCUACUUGGAAUGAAUCCUUUCCAGAAAAACCCCAAACACGCAUCAGUCUUGGCAGAAAGUGGAAUCAGCUACGAUAAGCCUCUGCCACCCAUUCAGGUGGCAUCGCAGCGUGCUGAAAGGAUUGCCAAAGAGAAGAAGGCCCUUGCCGAGCAGCAGAAGGCUCAGCAGCUAGCUCAGCAGCAGGCUGGAGCUCCCCAGGCCGGGGCCGUGCCCGGGCAGGUCCAGGCUCCAGCUGCUGGACAAGCCCAAGUCCCUCAGGCUCCCGCCGCCGUUGGAGCCACUGCUGUGCCAAAUGCAGCCGUACUGGCUGGAGCCAUAAAAAACGCCACUGUGGGCACAACCAUCCAGGCGGCCACCGUAGGGGGGAAUGUGAUUAUGAACACAGUGGCUGGAGUUCCUCCAAGUCCCUUCCAGGCCAACAAACGCCUGGCAUCUCCAGUCAUACCAGGCACCCUGUCUCCCGCAGGCACACCGGGAGCCCAGGUGGUCCACGCACAGAGAGCCAUCACAGCGGCCGCGGCGCCCGCUGAGGUGGUCGCCAUAGCUACGGGUCAGAGUGUCAGGACUGUGACCGCGGUGACGGCGUCCGCAGUGGUUUCUACAACUCUGAGCCCGGUGCAGACAGUGCAGGCCCGGGUCCAUCAGGGCCCACCAGCCGCCAAUAUGCACAUUCCACAAAGGCAAGUCACUCCGGCCCACGUGCAGUUAUACAGACACCCGCCGCAGCAGCAGCAGGCUACGUCCCCUCAGACCAAAGCUGUGGGCAAACCUCAGGAGUUUUUAAAGGUGCAGAAACAAAAACUGCAGUUACAGCAGCAGCAGCAUCAGGGUCAGCAGGCCUCGGGAGCCCAGCAGGCUGCCCAGGUUCAGCCUGCACAGGCCGGCCAAGCCACGCCCCAGAUGGCCACUGUGACCGCACCCAGACCUGGAACCGUGCUGGCCGGCACCCCCGUUAACGCUCUGCAGGUGGCCAGACUGACCCGGGUCUCCGCUCAGGGCCAGAUUCAGGCCCAGCCAGGACAGACUGCUCAGGUGACCCUCACCAAACCUCCCGUGGUGUCAGUUCCAGCCGUCGUCUCAUCCACCGGAGUAGCUAACCUGCCUGUUACAGCCAUUAGUGUGGCCAUCGGCCAGGCGCAGAAAGGAGGCAGUCCCACGCUGACGCCGCCCUACCCCCCGGUGCAGGUCCAGCAGCUGAUUCACAUAAAGAAGCAGCAGCAGGCGGCGGCGGCGGCGGCCCAGCAGAAGGCGGGGCAGCCGCAGCAGGGCCAGGCCACUGUGCAGCAGAAGAUCGGCGCCCAGCAUGUGACGGUGCAGGCGGCCCAGCCGGCCCAGCAGCCGCAGAAAGUGACCUACACCACCACCGGAAUCAAAACCCAGUUCUUUGCUGCGUCCAUCGCACAGGCUCAGAAACCGGCCGGUGCCCAACAAAUCCAGGUGGCUAAGCUGCCUCAGAUAGUGCAGCAGCAGCCGGCGGUGGCCAACAUUCAGCAGAUCGUGUCUUCCCCCCAGCAGAUCCAGGCGCAGCCGCAGACGGUGACUCUGACGCAGGCGGCCACGUCGGCCCCCGCCCAGGUGACGAUGAUCCCCGCCGGGACCGCCGCCGCCCAGGUGGUCCAGCAGAAGAUCAUCCAGUCUCAGGUGGUGACGGCCACCGCGCCCUCCCAGAUCCAGACGCCGGCGCCACACAGCCCCGCCCAGCCGCCCGCCGCCCCCUCGGCC
Menidia menidia (Atlantic silverside) is the source of this 11922-nucleotide messenger RNA. Lineage: Eukaryota; Metazoa; Chordata; Actinopteri; Atheriniformes; Atherinopsidae. The record is from the annotation of a GenBank genome assembly.